Glycine soja is the source of this 1921-nucleotide messenger RNA. RefSeq names its product protein MAIN-LIKE 1-like. NCBI's taxonomy places the organism in Eukaryota, Viridiplantae, Streptophyta, Magnoliopsida, Fabales, Fabaceae. The record is from RefSeq and is a predicted model, not a curated record. Gene Ontology annotation, biological process: meristem maintenance; meristem development. Bases 1 to 1083 code for a protein of 360 amino acids. The transcript has 4 exons.
AUGGCUAGAACACGAGGUUUAGGUCGUGUCAUAGGUAGACUUGUAGGCAGAGAUAAACAUGAUGACCAUGAUGCAGUUGAUGUUCCCGAGAGGCGUAGGCCUACUGCCUCAGUCCGUAGGCAACGAGUUCAUCAGAUGAAUGCGGAUGCACGUGAUAUGGCUGAGGGCGUUGCUGACAUGACUGACGGUGUCCCUGAUCUGGCUGCGGAGGCACCUGAGAUGCGUGCAAAUAUACAGGGUGCUGAUGGUGCUGAGGGGUCAGAUGCUGAUGAUGCUGCUGAGGGAUUCCCUGGUGGGCCACGUGACCCGUCAGUACUGGCAUCAUUUGCGGACCAUGUUGCACAUGCUGUUUGGAGUGGACAGGAAUGUCCUGAUUUGAAGUUGGUGUCACAUGGUAGGAAGGUGACACUGAUUGGGAGGCCAGUGCCUGAGAUUGAAGGCCUGGUUGCUGCCACAGGAUUAAGUCCACUAAUCGAUUGUUCAGUUAUUGCUGGCGAUCCUAGACUGAUAUCUGCAUUCGUGGAGAGGUGGCACGGUGAGACCAGCACCUUUCACCUUCCGGUAGGAGAGUUGACAAUCACAUUGGAUGAUUUGUCGUCACUCCUUCAUUUGCCCAUCACUAGCGCAUUGCACAAUUUUCAUGCUCUUUCUACGGAGGAGACCAGAUUUUUGCUGACAAAGUUGCUUGAGGUGUCUGCCGAGGAGGCUAGAGCCGAGACAAAACUGACACGUGGAGCAUAUGUACGACUAGGAUGGGUUCGAGACAUUUAUGAGAUGAGAUGUCAGACCCGACAGUGGAUUGUAGCAGCUCGUGCUUAUCUGCUGCACCUGGUCGGUUGCACUCUUUUUGCUAAUAAGAGUGCAACAUACGUGCAUGUGGUUCGCCUUGACGCUUUUCGGGACCUCGCUCAGAGUGGUGGUUAUGCUUGGGGAGUUGCCGCGCUGGUUCAUAUGUAUGACCAGUUAGAUGAGGCUUCUAGGACCACCACACGACAGCUUACGGGGUACUUGACGCUAUUACAGUGCUGGAUCUAUGAGCACUUCCCUAGUGUGCACCAGUGCGUGACAGAUGAUACAUACUAGGAGACAUCCCUACGUGCUUCCUGGUGGUUGACGUCGAAGACGCACAUGAAGGGAAUCACUGGAGCACCUUACAGGACACGUUGUGAUGCUUUGACCGUCACAGAUGUGUCUUGGUUGCCGUACACGGAGCAUCGGGGGGUUAGGGCCUUUGAGGUGAUUUCAUCAUUUCAAGGUUAGCGGAGAUGGGGUCCUAUGGUGGUCACAGCUCGACCGGAGAGGGUGGUACGACGGUUUGGUUACAUCCAAAGCAUCCCUUCGUCGCCUGUUAGUGCUCGAUUGUCACACGAUGAUAUAGAUGACAGGUGGAUGCAUUUUGCGGAGCACGUACUACUUGCGGGUCAGCUUUGUCUAGUGCCUGGGCAGGUAUCUGCGAAUUACAUGGAGUGGUUUUUCCGCAUAUCUCACUCAUUCAUGAUACCGACCCAGGCAGGUGACCAGCCGAGAGAUGCACCAGCUGCAGACCCUGAGGACUAGAUACAGCCGCCCAGCCCCAAGGUUCCAGUGGCAUUUGACCCCCCUCCACAUGUGAUGAUUACGACGGAUAUGAGGCGAUUGCACAGAGGUUGGAGCGUGUGCUCAACCUUAGGAUGGUCACUGCAGGCACAGAGUUAUAUGAGAUUAUGCAUGACUGCCUGACGAUCGCCAGAGGGGGAGCCAGUGCUGAUGGAAGUGUCAGAGCUGGUCAGAGACGCCGCAUGAACCAUUGAUUAUUGUAUUUAUUUUGUCUUGUAGUUGACAUGAAUAUUUGUAAUUAUUACAGUUUUUUGUUUAAUAUAGUUGACUUGUUUUGCACAAUUUAUUAUUUUAUGAUAUUAACUGACGUAUGGAUUCUGAUUCU